AGACAGGCGCCGAGGUGGGGGAGGGUAAAAGAGGGAGCCUCUCACGUGAGCUGAGAACCGGCUCUCUCGCCAGCCCCCUCCCCCUUCCCCCGCAGGGCAGAUAUGGAAACUGAGGCCCAGAAUGGACGUUUAUCUGACGUCCCCGGACUCAGGCCGCCGGAUCCGAUCCCCGUGCGGGGGGCCGGCACGCUGCGGGCGGCCGCCCCCUAAUGCUUGGAGAAUGAAUGAACCCGUGUGUGCGGAGGUGUGUCCGCUUGGCCAUUCGGGCCGCUCCGCUCGGGCCUCCCGGACAGCCCAGAAGCAGCGGGCCCCUACUCAUGCCCAGCACCCCGCCCGGGGUUGGGCUGCUUUGGCAAAAAUUCAGUCGGGCCUGACUCAGAGCUGCCGGGGAGAGCCCAAAAGGACAGGAAUGUCUUCUCUGUUCACGGGAAAAGUCCUGAUAAGGAACAACAGUGAUUGGGACGAGGUGGACACAGAGCAGGAGCUGAGCAUCAAGCUGGACAACAAGGUGCUGUUGCUGUAUUUUGGGGCUGGGGAGUGUCCUGAGUGCCAGGCCUUUGCCCCCAUCCUCAAGGACUUCUUUGUGAAGCUCACGGAUGAGUUCUACGUGAAUAGGGCCUCACAGAUUGCACUGGUGUACAUCUCCCAGGACCAGACCCAAGAGCAACAGGAGUCAUUCCUCAGAGAUAUGCCCAGGAAGUGGUUGUUUCUGCCAUUCCAGGAUGAGCUGAAAAGGGACCUUGAGCGGAUGUUUGCUGUGGACCACGUCCCCAUGGUAGUAGUGCUGAAGCCUAGUGGUGAGGUGGUCACCAGGGAUGCUGUGGAGGAAAUCGGCCGGCUUGGGCCCGCCUGUUUCUGGAACUGGCAGGAGGCCUCCGAGGUCAUAGACCGAAACUUCCUAUUAGCUGAAGACUUUGACGACUUGCCAUCCAGGAGCUUCACUGAUCCCAUCCGACGACUCAAGUACAAGAUUGAGAAGGAGCCUUCUAAAGAUGAUUCAAAAGAGGAGGAAGACGGGGAUAAAGCCUUUUUCUGAGCCCACUGAGUGGGCUCAGAAAUGGGCCCUGGCCAGAAGGUGCCAACCCUAGAGGAAAUUGCCUACUGACUGCUAGAUGUUUGGGCUCCUAUAGAAACUUGCAGGAGGAGAGGCACGAAAGACACUGAAGGGAGGAGCAAACAGCGGAUCCAUCUUGUGAAUGAACCUUGAAAUCUCAGGGGACAGUCUUCCCUUCCUGCUUGUCUCUGUCCUACCUGCUCUCCUCAGGAUUGGGCCCCAAAGGGACAUGACUGUUCCUAGGGAGAUACCUGGAGCUUCAGAGGCCACAGGCUGACACUCCAACUUCUAUGUAUAAGUCGGACUCAUUUAUAUUUAUAGAGAAGGAAAAAUACUGGAAACAGUUCUUAGAGAUGGCUAAAACAAAGGUUAACAGUUCUGCAAAGAGCACAAAGACCAUAGUCACAUCAUAAUAGGCCCAAAAAAGAAUGGAUACAACCUGAGGGAUAUGCGAGCAAGAACAUCAGAUAAAUCUUCUAAUUGUUUAAGACAAAUAAAUGAAUGAUACGUGCACUCUAUUCUUCAUAUCAGGACCCAUACAACCACAAAGCUUUUGACCUGGGGACUCUGCCAUUCCAUCCGUAAUUCAGUGGUUUUACAAAUGCUAUCAAGUAAUAAUGCUAAAAAAGUGUAAACUGGUUUCUUUCCCUAAGACUAGUACAGUAUAGAAAAUUGGCUUAAAGAUGGGUUCUAUAGCCUUCAUAUGAACAUGAAAUGUCCCUAAAGACAAACAGUUAGUUCAUGGCAGAAGAUGAGAAUGAAAAAGCAACACAAAAUCUGCAACACCAGCCUUUAACAACUCUGUACAUGGCACCAUCUGCAAGAGCUGUCCAGCCCACUCUACAGUCUACGCACUUUAGCAGUCACUUAACUGUGCCAUUUCAAGAGGAGCUAAGUCACUAGGAGAGUGAAGAACAUGAGAUUGUAGGGAACCAAAUUUUGGAAUUGCAAGGGACCUUAAUGGUAAUUUAAUUCAACCCAUACCUGAAUCAGAAUCUCCUGGACAAAGUACCUGCUAAAAAAUUUUCUAGCCUUUGAGGACCUUCUCCAAAGGGGAGUCCAUCCCACUUGGGGAAGAGUUCUGAAUUUCAGACAGUCUUUCUUGACAUCAAGCCUAAAGUUGAUCAGCCACUUUCUAAUUUCUACCCUUUGCUGCUCAUAUAGUCUCUGGGGACAAACACACCAGAUGUCUAUGAAUAGCCCUUCAUAUACCUGAAAUGGUUUCGUCUCGUUGCAUUG
Messenger RNA from Antechinus flavipes (yellow-footed antechinus), 2293 nucleotides. RefSeq names its product nucleoredoxin like 1 (gene NXNL1). The record is from RefSeq and is a predicted model, not a curated record. Gene Ontology annotation, biological process: photoreceptor cell maintenance. NCBI's taxonomy places the organism in Eukaryota, Metazoa, Chordata, Mammalia, Dasyuromorphia, Dasyuridae. Gene Ontology annotation, cellular component: mitochondrion. The coding region runs from base 122 to 1036 and encodes 304 amino acids. The transcript has 3 exons.